AGGUUGUGCCCGGGACUGUGUGUGCCGAGCUCCGCGGCUGUGCCUGUGUGAGUGAAGGAGCGGUGCCGGGAGGCAGAGGCGAGCGCGGGCGAGCACGGCAGCGGGACGUCUACCGCGGCCGCGGCACCGGCGGCUGCAUCGGCGGCGCUCGGUGUGGAGAAGCAGCGGCGGCGGCGGCAGCAGCAGCAGCAGCAGCAGCAGCAGCAACAGCAGCGGUCGUCUCAACGCCACCGGGGACGCCGAGGCGCUGCUGGUGGCACUGACAUCUGCGGCCCUUCCUCUUCUCCCUCGCCCCCGGCCCUCCCCAUGUGAUCGGUCUUAAUCCCGGCCGUGUGCGCGCGUGGGUCUCCAUUCCGCGGUGCCCGGUCUCCGUGCCGGGGUGGGUACUUGUGUGUGCGCUUCUCCUCCCCAUCCCCCUUCCCCCAAGAAUAAAAGAAGAACCGGGAGGCGUGCUCAGAAAAUAAAUAAAUAACCACCACACACGCGCAGCCCGGAGCGAGUCGGCGGGGCUGGCGGCGGCAGUGGAGGAGGAGUGAAGGCGGCGGCAGCGGAGGAGGGACGCGCGGAGAAGGCAGUAACUUUAAAGCCAGCUCAGAGCCCAGACCUCCAGCCGAGCGGUUUGCAKCGCGGCGGCGGCGGCGUUGAGUGUCUGGCCCGCCGGUCCGGUGGGGGUGUGCAGUCGGACGGACAAGCAGCGCGUCGCUGUCCCCCGGCGGCUGGAGAUGUCCGAGCCCAAGGCAAUUGAUCCCAAGUUGUCGACGACCGACAGGGUGGUGAAAGCUGUUCCAUUUCCUCCAAGUCACCGGCUCACAGCAAAAGAAGUGUUUGAUAAUGAUGGAAAACCUCGUGUGGAUAUCUUAAAAGCACAUCUCAUGAAGGAGGGCAGGCUGGAAGAGAGUGUUGCAUUGAGAAUAAUAACAGAGGGUGCUUCCAUUCUUCGACAGGAAAAAAACUUGCUGGAUAUCGAUGCACCAGUCACAGUUUGUGGGGACAUCCAUGGACAAUUCUUUGAUUUGAUGAAGCUCUUUGAAGUGGGAGGAUCUCCUGCCAACACUCGCUACCUCUUUUUGGGGGACUAUGUUGACAGAGGGUACUUCAGUAUUGAAUGUGUGCUGUAUUUGUGGGCCUUGAAAAUUCUUUACCCCAAAACACUGUUUUUACUUCGUGGAAACCAUGAAUGUAGACAUCUAACAGAGUAUUUCACAUUUAAACAAGAAUGUAAAAUAAAGUACUCGGAGCGUGUGUAUGACGCCUGCAUGGAUGCCUUCGACUGCCUUCCCCUGGCUGCCCUGAUGAACCAGCAGUUCCUGUGUGUACAUGGCGGUUUGUCUCCAGAGAUCAACACUCUAGACGACAUCAGAAAAUUAGACCGAUUCAAAGAACCACCUGCUUAUGGACCCAUGUGUGAUAUCCUGUGGUCAGACCCCCUGGAGGAUUUUGGAAAUGAGAAGACUCAGGAACAUUUCACUCACAACACAGUCAGGGGAUGUUCAUACUUCUACAGUUACCCAGCUGUUUGUGAAUUCUUGCAGCACAAUAACUUGUUAUCUAUACUCCGAGCCCAUGAAGCCCAAGAUGCAGGGUAUCGCAUGUACAGGAAAAGCCAAACAACAGGCUUCCCUUCUCUAAUUACAAUUUUUUCAGCACCAAAUUAUUUAGAUGUAUACAAUAACAAAGCUGCAGUAUUGAAGUAUGAGAACAACGUUAUGAAUAUCAGGCAAUUCAACUGCUCUCCCCAUCCAUACUGGCUUCCAAAUUUCAUGGAUGUUUUCACUUGGUCCCUGCCAUUUGUUGGGGAAAAAGUGACUGAGAUGCUGGUAAAUGUCCUCAACAUCUGCUCAGAUGAUGAACUGGGGUCGGAAGAAGAUGGAUUUGAUGGAGCAACAGCUGCAGCCCGGAAGGAGGUGAUUAGGAACAAGAUCCGAGCAAUAGGCAAGAUGGCCAGAGUGUUCUCGGUUCUCAGAGAAGAGAGUGAGAGUGUGCUGACACUGAAAGGCUUAACCCCCACCGGCAUGCUCCCCAGCGGAGUGCUUUCUGGAGGGAAGCAAACUCUGCAAAGCGCUACUGUUGAGGCUAUUGAGGCUGAUGAAGCUAUCAAAGGAUUUUCGCCACAACAUAAGAUCACUAGCUUCGAGGAGGCCAAGGGCUUAGACCGAAUUAACGAGAGGAUGCCGCCUCGCAGAGAUGCCAUGCCCUCUGAUGCCAACCUUAACUCCAUCAACAAAGCUCUCGCCUCAGAGACUAACGGCACGGACAGCAAUGGCAGUAAUAGCAGCAAUAUUCAGUGACCACUUCCUGUUCACAAUUUUUUUUUUUUUUUUGAGCUGCAGGGCAUGAGGGAGAUUGCUGCAUAUCAGCAGUUGGAUGUUCUUGCCUCUGAUGGUAGCUUGUUUGCUCUGGGGGCCAGGAAUUGGAUUCAGUUUACACUAUCAUUAAAAAGAGGGAGAGAGAGAAACUAUAUUUUGGUGAGGGUGGUGAUUAAACACCUCUUUUGGGUAUGCCUUUUAAAAAUGCUUAUAGGGAAAAAAUUUUCAAAGGAAGCUAAUGCUAGUAUAUACUGCAAUGUUAGGGGAAUGAACAUGUUUUCCUACUGCAUUGGGGACUUAUAGAUAGGUAAAUGAACGGCCUUUUAUUCUGUUACUGGACAUGAAAAUUUUGUCUAAUUUCUUACUCUAUUGUACGUUUACAGUCGCAGCACUAAAAAUGGAUGACAUCAAACAUUUUUAACAAAAAUGAUGUACAAACUAAAUAAGGACUAUUUAUUGAUAAUGUUUUGCUACUCUUGUCACAAUGGCUAUCAACUGAAUUAGGCAGUCUUAGAAAAAAAAACAGAAAAAGAAAAAAAAAAAAAGAAUGUUGCAAAUUUGUUAAAAUGCCAAAAAGGACAGUUUAAUUUUGUACAGAUUAUGCUUACCUCAGGUUUCUUUAGUGUGCUUGAAUGCCCUUCUUUCCAUAUAACACUUAUCUUAUUAAUUUGGCAAUGAAUAUCUUUUCUUUAAGUUUAAAAAAAAACUGGAAUAAUUACACCUAUCUUUUUUGCUGUUUAUAUUUAGGGGUUUUGUUGAUAAAUCAAGUCUUGGUUGUGGCUUGCUGAAUUAAAUAUUUAUGAGUGGUGCAUUUUUAAGUAAUAGUGAACAAGACACCAUAUUAAGUACAGUGAUAAAGCAUCUAUAUUCUGUAAAAAAAAAAAAAUCUGCCUAUGCAUGUUUUUUAAGAAAAAAAAAAUGGCUGUAUCGGCCUGUAUGGGACUGUAAUGCGCUUAGUGGUCUGAUAUAUACUGGAAAUGUAUGUAUACUGGCGUACUUUAUAUUCUCUAAAAUGCUUAAUGCCUUUGAAAUUUUGUAAUCAAAAA
Molecule: messenger RNA, 3352 nt
Organism: Urocitellus parryii (Arctic ground squirrel)
Lineage: Eukaryota; Metazoa; Chordata; Mammalia; Rodentia; Sciuridae
Gene: Ppp3ca
Product: protein phosphatase 3 catalytic subunit alpha
Biological process (GO): calcineurin-mediated signaling
Molecular function (GO): calmodulin-dependent protein phosphatase activity
Source: RefSeq, a predicted model, not a curated record